CGCUGCCCAAAUCCUCGCCACCACCACCUCCCGAAACCCUAACGUCGUCGCCCACAACACCAUGAUCAGAUGCUUCGUCUCCAAAUCCCUACCCGUAGAAUCUCUCUGCGCCUACAACAGCAUGCGGAGGGUCUACAAUGUUUCUCCCAAUCACUUCACCUUCACCAUCCUCAUCAAAUCUUGCGAAUCCUCGGACUUCAUGGAUUUGUGCGGAGGGAUUCAUGCGCAGGUGAUCAAAUGGGGAUUUGGGUUUGACGUGUUUGUUCAAAAUGCUAUUUUGAAUGCCUAUUCACAGUGCAGCGGGAGCGCGGGAUUCGCCCGCCAAGUGUUUGAUGAAAUGCUCGAGAGAGAUGUCGUCUCGUGGAAUUCUAUUGUUGGAGCGUAUAUGUCACAUUGGGAGGUUGAAAAUGCGAUGUGUCUGUUUGAGUUAAUGCCCGAGAGAAAUGCUGUGUCGUGGAACACGGUUAUUACAGGACUCGCAAAGGCCGGGGACAUGGCGUUGGCGCGGUCGGUCUUUGAGCGGAUGGAAGGGAGGAACAUUGUUACUUGGAACGCCAUGAUCACCGGAUACUUGACGUUCGGCGACAUUAUAGCCGCUCGAUCGACCUUCGACUGUAUGCCGCAAAGAGAUGUCGUUUCAUGGACGGCCAUGAUCUCAGCUUAUGCCAAGACGGGCGACAUCGAAUCUGCGAGAGAGCUGUUUGAUGAAAUGCCCGAUAAGAAUGUGGUCUCGUGGAAUGCAAUGAUAUCCGGGUACAACCAGAAUUCUCAAUUUAAUGAAGCUUUGCGUACAUUUCAAAAUAUGUUGCUCGAUGGUAAAUUCAUCCCCAACGAGGCAACUCUCACUAGUGUAGUCUCAGCUUGCGCCCACUUAGGCGGCGUAGAAAAUGCGAAUUGGAUUCAUUCCUACAUCAAAAAGAACAAAGUCCAAUUGACCACUGUGCUAGGAAAUGCUCUUAUAGAUAUGUUUGCGAAGUGUGGGGACAUAAAAAGUGCGGCAUCGGUUUUCCAAGAAAUACCAAGAAAGUGUAUCAUUACAUGGACGGCGAUGAUCUCAGGUUUUGCCUUCAAUGGGCAGUGUAAAGAAGCUCUUGCCCUCUAUAAUCAGAUGUGCAGCGAAGGGGUUGAACCGGACGACGUUAUCUUUUUUGCCGUGCUCACCGCAUGCACUCAUGGAGGUCUUGUAGUAGAGGGUCGGUAUACAUUUAACCAAAUGAUCGAGAAACAUGGUAUCAAACCGAGAAUGGAGCAUUACGGGUGCAUGGUAGAUCUCUUAGGUCGCGCCGGUAGGUUAGAAGAGGCAUUCCAGUUUAUUCAAACUAUGCCUUUCGAGCCUAGUGCUGUUAUAUGGGCAACAUUGCUAAGCUCAAGUGCGACAUACGGGCGUAGGGAAUUAGCGGACUUUGUGAGUGAAAAGGUAGUUGAGGUAGAGCCAUUUAACUCGAGUUAUCGAGUUUUGGUUUCAAAUUCAUGCGCACUUGGGGGAGGGUGGGAAGGAGUUGUGAAUGUGCGGAGGAGGAUGCGUCGGGAGGGAGUUGAGAAAGUGCCCGGCUGUAGUUUAAUUCAGGUGGGCAGAGAGGUCCAUGAGUUUUUGGUUAAGGAUACGAGGCAUGAGAGGAGGAAAGAGAUAUACGAUGCCCUAGACGGGCUAACGUCACUUAUGAGACAAGUAGGUCAUGUGCCUUUGACAGUUAUAUGAACUUAAGAUUAGAGUUA
This is a messenger RNA of Ananas comosus (pineapple), 1716 nucleotides long. RefSeq names its product pentatricopeptide repeat-containing protein At2g29760, chloroplastic-like. The transcript has a single exon. Gene Ontology annotation, biological process: RNA modification. The record is from RefSeq and is a predicted model, not a curated record. Lineage: Eukaryota; Viridiplantae; Streptophyta; Magnoliopsida; Poales; Bromeliaceae. Gene Ontology annotation, molecular function: protein binding; RNA binding. Bases 62 to 1699 code for a protein of 545 amino acids.